Fonsecaea multimorphosa CBS 102226 is the source of this 1632-nucleotide messenger RNA. RefSeq lists its product as uncharacterized. Gene Ontology annotation, biological process: regulation of DNA-templated transcription. The transcript has a single exon. Gene Ontology annotation, molecular function: DNA-binding transcription factor activity. Lineage: Eukaryota; Fungi; Ascomycota; Eurotiomycetes; Chaetothyriales; Herpotrichiellaceae. The coding region runs from base 1 to 1632 and encodes 543 amino acids. The record is from RefSeq and is a predicted model, not a curated record.
AUGUCACCAUCCCCCCCGCCGGCAGACCAUCCGUCAAUCUCCACGCCCACCACUGCCGGAGGACGCAUCCUUCAGCCUCUACCGUCUGGUGGAAGCGCAGAAUCCUCGAGACCAAGCACGGCGAGUGUUGUUCGGACGGAGCCAUAUGGCGGCUACAGUGGCAUCGCUUCGGGGCGGAUUGUGACGGACGUGGGUUUGGGGAUAUCUUCUCGUCGACAUUCGGCAGAGUCCAGCGUCCAGACUCCCUCCAGGGCUUUUGGCGUGCACAGCAUUCUGAAUCCUCCAGUAGAGCCCGAAGACACUGCCUCUCCUGAUGUUCGACCCACCGCCCAACCCGCCAUGAACCUCAGCCAGAGUCUUCUACCGGCGCCGGCCGAGUCUCCACGCAGUCGAAAACGCACAGAUCCGAGAUCCCCUCCACGAGAAUUUGAGCCGGCCCCUGGACGCGCGGGCAGGCGUGUUCUCACCCCGAAGUCGCCGGGAUUACGGGCAGCAAGUCUGGGCGCGAGAAGGAAUCCAGCUUUUCAUUCCACGAUCCAGCCAUUACAACCCCCACCAGGCACCGGCAGCCGUCUUUACACAGCCGAGCCAGGUCAAUAUCAGACAUCGGAGAUUCCGCCUCUGCCUCCUUUGGCGCUCGCGACCGGUGCACACCUGAGCAGCAUACUGCCACCCGAACCAGGACAACCUCGCUCAGCACACGUCCAGGAAAGCCCUAUUUCCCGUGGAGUGGAGCCCGCAAUAACCUCCCAGGCUGAGCGGCCGACAGUGCAGCCUCCAUACAGCAGUACCGACCAUCCUUCGCCAAGGUAUCGUUACGGAAUCCCUAGGCCGCCGCCGCCUGCUCAGCCACCUGCUCCAUUCAGGGCGAUCUCAGCUGGGGGUGGAGGUCUGUACAUUCAUGAGACACCGGGACAUCAUGGACCGCACGAGGGCUACCAGCAAGGUCCUGCUUCAUAUCAGAUGACUCUUGACACUGAUCAGGGCCCGCUGAACAUCCCUGUGGAGUUGGACCUGCAACAAGCGUCCAAGGUUGCGGACGAAAAGAGAAAGCGCAACGCGGGGGCAUCAGCACGCUUUCGUGCACGCAGGAAGGAGAAGGAGAAGGAAGCCUCGCAGACAAUUGCUGGAUUGCAGCAGGAGCUGCGGGAUCUGAUCGAAGAACGCGACCACUAUUUGUCAGAGAGGAACUAUUUUCGUGACCUGGCCAUGAGGUACGUAUCGGGUGCGCAGUUGCUUCCACGACCAGAAUCGCCUCAGCAGCGGAGACUGGCAGCUGCAGCCUCCGGAGCCUCACACGCACCCGGUGGUCUCCUGGAAACUCCCACCGUGUCCGACGAGUCUUCGCGUGAACGCAACGACCCUGGUCCUUCGACUCAGCGCCGUCGAACUGGUGAUUACCAGCCGAGUUUUACAGGGCGGCAUACGCAUUCACCACCUGCGCCGGGCUACGGGACAGGGUUUCCAUCGCAGCCUCCUCCGCCGCUUCCCCCCCCUCCUGUACCGAGCAUGUUCGCAGCCUCCAGGACAUUGCCACCAGGGCCACCGCCGCCUCCUCCUGUCACCCGAUCACAAUCCUACGAUCCUUUUCGCCGAGAUCCGUUUGACAGGAGUUGGAAUUCUGGCAGGUGA